Messenger RNA from Prorocentrum cordatum, 395 nucleotides. NCBI's taxonomy places the organism in Eukaryota, Dinophyceae, Prorocentrales, Prorocentraceae. The record is from the annotation of a GenBank genome assembly.
GGGGGGAACUCUUCGCAUCACGUGGCGAAGUCACUCUGCCCAUGCGUGGCGGGGCAGGGCCGGGGCGCUCCGCGUGCUCCCCGCGUCCGGCGCUUCCUGGUCGACGCCCCCGCGUGCCCCCCGAGCGCGGCCGUGCAGCUGUUCAACGUCGAGGCGGAGGUGGGCGUGGUGAUGGGCUCGGACCUGCCCGCCCGCGGCGACGGGGAGCCGCACAGCCAGGACGACGUCUGGGGCGCAGUGGAGGCGAUCGUCCCCUGCAUCGAGGCGUGCGGCCGGCGCAUGACCGAGGCCAUCCGCAAGGGCGCGCCCGGCCUGGCGCCGCUGGCCGACUGCAUGGCCGCUGGGGGCGCGGUGAUCGGGGAGCGGCUGCCCAGGGGGACGGCCGCCGCAGACGG